Messenger RNA from Danio aesculapii, 2088 nucleotides. RefSeq names its product SWI/SNF related, matrix associated, actin dependent regulator of chromatin, subfamily e, member 1 (gene smarce1). The record is from RefSeq and is a predicted model, not a curated record. The transcript is spliced from 11 exons. Gene Ontology annotation, molecular function: nuclear receptor binding; nucleosomal DNA binding. The coding region runs from base 113 to 1393 and encodes 426 amino acids. Gene Ontology annotation, cellular component: SWI/SNF complex. Gene Ontology annotation, biological process: negative regulation of DNA-templated transcription. Lineage: Eukaryota; Metazoa; Chordata; Actinopteri; Cypriniformes; Danionidae.
GUCAGAUGCUGCUCAAAAUGUGUCACAUCCUGGCGGAGCACCAUUGAGGGAACAAAGGAGCUGGGGAACCAAAUGAUGGGUAUAGCGUGAUAUCCUCAACCCUACAAUCAAGAUGUCAAAGCGGCCCCCCUAUGCCCCUGCCCCCACCCCGGCCCCCACAACACAAAUGCCCACCACCCCUGGGUUUGUGGGGUACAACCCAUACAGCCAUCUGGCCUACAACAACUACAGGCUGGGAGGGAACCCCAGCGGGAACAACAGGGUAAUGAACUCCUCAGGGAUCACCGUUCCUAAGCCGCCCAAACCGCCCGACAAGCCGCUGAUGCCCUACAUGCGGUAUAGCCGGAAGGUAAGCAGGAAGGUUUGGGACCAAGUUAAAGCCUCUAAUCCUGACCUGAAGCUAUGGGAGAUUGGCAAGAUCAUUGGUGGCAUGUGGAGGGACCUCACCGAUGAGGAAAAACAGGACUAUUUAAACGAAUAUGAAGCAGAAAAGAUUGAGUAUAAUGACUCUCUGAAGGCCUACCACAACUCUCCAGCCUACCUGGCUUACGUCAAUGCAAAGAACCGUGCAGAAGCAGCUCUAGAAGAAGAAAGCCGGCAGAGACAGUCACGUCUAGACAAAGGGGAGCCCUACAUGAGCAUCCAACCCGCUGAGGACCCCGAUGACUAUGACGAUGGGUUCUCCAUGAAGCACACAGCGGCAGCUCGUUUCCAGAGGAACCACCGGCUCAUCAGUGACAUCCUGAGUGAGGUGGUGGUGCCUGAUGUUCGCUCGGUCGUGACCACUGCUCGCAUGCAGGUCCUCAAACGCCAGGUCCAGUCCCUCAUGGUGCACCAGCGAAAACUGGAGGCCGAGCUGCUUCAAAUCGAGGACCGGCAUCAGGAGAAGAAGAGGAGGUUCCUGGAGAGCACAGACUCCUUCAAUAACGAGCUCAAACGGCUCUGCGGUCUGAAAGUGGAGGUGGACAUGGAGAAGCUGGCAGCUGAAAUGGCUGCUGCAGAAGAGGCGGCUCGCCGGAGGGCGGAGGAGAGAGAGCGGGAAGCAGCAGAGCAGGUGGAGCGAGCGGCUCAAGAAGAGCAACAGCCUGCCAGCGCCCAGGUCAAUGCCAACGCAGAGCAGACCUCUGCCAGCGAGACCAAGGAUGGAGAAGACAAGCCCACCCCAAUGGAGACAGAGUCUCUUGCUGAAGCUUCUGAAGGAUCUCAGGAGGCCGAGCAAGGCACACCUGCAGCAGGAGAGAAAGCAGCCCAGCCUGAGCCUGCAGAGGGCGCAACAGACGAAGGCACCAGCGACAGCACGGCUCCAUCUGAGAGCAGCUCCGGACCCCCAGCAGAACACCAGACCACCUCAGACAACACCCCUGAGGAGCGCCUGCCCACCCAGCCACAAUAACAUAUCCACACACUCUCACCUCGCUCUGCGUAGAGUCAUGUGUCCUCUAGGAUUUACCGGUUAAUCCUGUGACCUGCCAGUGCAUGCGAGUGAGAACGGUGAAAAUUACUUUUCUCCCCCACAUAAUCAUCAACAGUGACAGCAGAAUCUUAAUUCACAGAGAUUCACCUGUUUACUUGAGCUGAAGCCUGAUGUUACAAGCCCACUUCAGUCAUCUUAAGCUUUAUGGCCAUUUAAACGCCUUUUUAUCUUUUUAAAGCAGAAAUAACUUAAGCAGAUGUUGUGUAAAAUGUAGCUCUUUCAUCUUGCGGACACCAAAUGGGUUGUGAAAGCAGAACGGCAAGGUUAUUUGCUGUUGCCUUACCAUUCAUCUACCUGUGGCAUGGCCAUUUUAGGCUGUAUCUUUGUUUCUUUUCUUUUUUUUUUCACUAUUUAGUAGUAUUUUGUGGGCUCUAGUGUUUUUCUCUCUUUCUCUCUCUCACUCUAUUCAAGAUUUCUUUUGUAUAUUUUCUUAUAAAUAAAGCCAUGCUAACAUCUAUGAUUUUUCAUCGCAACAGAUUGAGCACACAGAGCAGAGGGACACUGUUCUGCUGGUGUCUUCAUGGAAUGGUAUUAUAUUAAGUCUCUGGAUUGUUGUGUUUUUGUAUGGUUGGAAGGUAUUCCCUCAAUAAAGUGAUUUCUAUGUCUGUUUUAAA